AUGGUCGCCAUCGCCCUCGCUGGCUCCUCGCCCAAGGGCAAGGGAGUCACAAUGAGCAUUCUCCUGCUCGUCACCACCUUCCUCGUUGGUCUUGCCGCUGGCUUUGAGAUCAGUGGCUUCGACCGCAACUGGACGAUGGACAUUGACCCCUCCAACCCCAUCACCCGCCCCGAGUUUGCUGGCAUCAACCUCAACCUCACCAACCACACCGAGUCCGCCUUCAAGCUCCCGAAGGAGAGUGAGAUCAACUGGAAGAGUCCUCCUCUCUGGGCCAUCCGUCCCGAGCAGCGCCCUGCCUUCCUCGCUGGUGGUGCUUCUGCCCUCGACGCUUUCAAGAAUGGCGAUGACAUCAACCCCUGUGAGGAGCGCCGCUGGGGUGCCACUCUCUACGAGACUUACUACGAGGAUCGUUGCCCUGCCAAGUUCCACACUGACGGCAUUCGCUCUGCUGCAAGCGCCUUCGGCACCUGCGAGAAGUGGAACUCUGUCGAUGGUGGCCUCGAGUGCGCCUCUUUCUGCCAGAUGCAGACUCACUUCGAGUGGGCUCAGGAAGCGCCUUUCCCCAACUCUGACUGCCACUACCCCGUCAAGUGCAAGCUUGCUGUCAGCGACAAGACCUCCGUCGGCUGGUCUAUCAACCUCAGCCCCAAGGUUGGCAAGGCUCUCAAGCUCGGCAUCUCUGGUAACUACCACAAUAACCACGACUUGGCCACCAAUCAUGCCUACGAUAUCGACAUGACUGAAGAGCUUCCCUGCGGCUACUUCACCUUCGUUCCCGUCAAGAAGGUUGUCUGCGGUGUCAUGUCUGAGUCUCGCCCCGGCUUGACCCAUUGGGUUGGAGACGAUGGCGUCCUCGGAACUGGAUGCUCCACCUGGGGAGGCCCCAACGGCAACGUCACCAACGGUGAUCACCGCGCUUGGAACAAUGGCUCCUACUGCGCAUCCGACCUCUGGAAGAUCACCGACCGUGACGACCCCAACAGGCAGGUUCCCGACGGUGUUGUCUUUCUCGUCUACACGGACUGCAAGACCCGCGCUCCCCUCGACAUGGAGUACCAGGAUCCCAUCUACAAGCUUCCCGGCGUCGCCCUCGACCACACCACCGUUCGCGCUCUCCACGACUCCUGGAUCACCAACUUCUGCUGGUUCGGAGACUUUGACACGACCGACGGCUACAAGAAGCUCUUCAUGAUCGGCUCCGGCUUCGAGGACAACCGGAUUGGAGAUCACGACGGUACUGGCCUCAUCAAGUCGAUCCGGGAGUGCGCGGGAGGCGACCUCCAGAACGUCACUUGGCGGUGGUUCAACCCCAACGAGACCGACACCAACCCGAAGAUGCAGGGCGCCUUCUGGCAGCUCGAGGCCAUGUAUCCAGUCGACAAGAAUGGCGGCUGCGUCGGCAACGUCAUCAUGGACGCUGGUGGCAAGCAGAUGGACCGGUGCCAGGAUGGCAGUUAG
Colletotrichum karsti is the source of this 1458-nucleotide messenger RNA. RefSeq lists its product as uncharacterized. NCBI's taxonomy places the organism in Eukaryota, Fungi, Ascomycota, Sordariomycetes, Glomerellales, Glomerellaceae. The record is from RefSeq and is a predicted model, not a curated record. Bases 1 to 1458 code for a protein of 485 amino acids. The transcript is spliced from 2 exons.